AUAUUUAUUUUAAAAGUUAAUCAGUCGGUAAACCAGAUUUCCAUUUUAUUUGUAUACAUGAACAUAACCCAAGUUUUUGUUUAUGUUUAAUUAUCCAGUUUUGUAGUUUUUGCUGUUGUUGUAUUAUUCAAGACAGAAAUGGCAACUGGGUUUAGUUUUGGGGCCAAAACAACCGCGCCCCCCACGUUUGGUACUGGUUCCAUAACAUUUGGAACCCCGGCAAACCAACCAAGUCAGCAGUUCGGUUUUGGAAACGCCCCCACGUCCACUCCCAAUUUAUUCGGAUCCCAGCCCGCUACCUCAACCCCUAGCACUGGUUUCGGAUUUGGAGCAACAACCCCUGGCUUUGGGGCCGCAGCUCAAAACCCUGGAUCCACCAGUUUUGGUUUUGGGGCUCCGGCUGCAAACACAGGGCUGUCUUUUGGUACCCCAGCUUCAACAGCGGCUUCCACCGGUUUAGCGUUCAAACCCCCAGCUUCAACGGGGCUCAGUUUUGCCACUCCCGCCUCAACGGGGCUUAGUUUUGGAACCCCAGCUUCCACAGGCUUAAGUUUUGGUACUCCAGCUGCCUCAACGGGGCUCAGUUUUGGGGCUCCGGCCUCAACCGGUCUGACUUUCGGUACUAGCACUUCUGCUCCAAGUACUGGACUUAGUUUCGGGGCUAGUACCUCAGCCCCGAGCACGGGACUGUCGUUUGGGGCCCCAGCAUCGACACAAAGCACGGGGCUUAGUUUUGGGGCCCCUGCGUCGACUCCUGCCACCGGUUUUAAUUUUGGGGCCACAACUUCGGCCUCUACUCUUGGCUUGAGUUUUGGGGCUACGAGUACCGCAGCGCCGAGUUUAAGUUUUGGGGGUGCCACCACCACCACAGGGCUUAGUUUUGGGACUGGGAGUAGUGGUUUAGGGGGACUUGGGAGUCUCGGGACGUCUUCAACUGGUCUAAAUUUAACGUCAGGGGCUACUACUACCACUACACAAAGUGUGGGUUUGGGGGGUAUAGCUUCGACUCAGUCUAAACCUGGGGGUAGUUCCUCGGCACAGAAAGAAUUACCACCAAAGGAACAACUGUUACCGAAUGAAUUUUCCCAGUUGGUGGAACAAUUUAAAAAUAUUGUUCAGGAAGAGAAAAACCGGAGUUCGGACGUUGCGCGUUGUUCUGUUAAAGAAUUUCGAAAAGUUGAAUCAGAGUUGGAUUCUUUGAACCACCAGUUUAAUCAAGUUGAAAACCAGUUGUUGAAUAAUCGUAGUCUUGCUGAACAGUUAAAGUAUGACACUGCCAAGGGUUUGCAAAAUAUUGAAAUGGCUCAACGUACUCAAGACACGCCCCCGAGUCUUCAAUACGAUAACACAGCCCCCUUACAAUUUUUCCUAGAACUUGCGGACACGUUUGAAAAGGAAUUGCAAACGUUAAAACUAAAAAUUGACAAUACUGAGAAGUUCGUCAAGAAAUGUAGCGAACCAAAUGUUCUAACAUCACAAGAUCUAGCCUUGGGUUUAAAACGACUCCAUGAGACUUUUGUGGCUUUGGCAGGCCGUAUGCAGUCAAUUCAUAGUCAAGUCGAAACCCAGAAAGAAGUUUUCCUAAGUUUGCGUAAGCAAGCGAUUAAAGACAAUAUUAACCCGUUCGAAAAAAUGGAUAGGAACAUGGAGGCCAUGCAUACAGUUAUGAAAAAUGCACUCAAGGCUACGCCCCCGAACCUGGCUUCGGGGCCCACGCCCUUCAACAGCAUAGCCCUUGGGAGCAACAAUUUGGCGAUUGCGAGUCAACAAACCCAACCGACGUUUCCGUCAACAACUACAAGUUUAGGUUUUGGUUUAGGAAAUACAGCCCCGACUUUCGGAACCCCAGCUUCAAACACUUCAAUGUUCAAACCGACAGGUUUUGGGUCCUCUCCUUUUCAGUUAAAUACGUCUCCAAAUUUUCAAUUGCAAAAACCCCCAACUGGUAAUAAAAGAGGCAAACAGUAGAUGAUAAAGUUUUAUUGUAAUAGAUAUUUUUUUAUAAAUUAGCAACUUGUUAUUUACAUAAUGUUGAGACUUAUGAUUACACCGCGCCCACUUGAAGAACAGGUAUUAAAAGCUGAAAAGCGUCCUGAAUGUAUGAACUACUAUUUGCGGCCUGUAAUAUUUCAGUCACAGUUAAAAUAUUAAUUAUUAAAUUAAAAAAAUUACCUCAAAGAAUACAUUCGUUAUGAGACUGUUUAUUUCUUCUUUGUUUUUCGAGCUGGAACUUUUGGUGUUCAGUUUGUCUGAGAAUUUUGCUGCAACGACGCCAAUUAGCGAUGUUAAAGUUGUUGUCAACCUAAAAGGCAUUUUGUUAAAAUUUUUGUAAUAAAACCAAUUUCUCAAUA
Molecule: messenger RNA, 2351 nt
Organism: Tribolium castaneum (red flour beetle)
Lineage: Eukaryota; Metazoa; Arthropoda; Insecta; Coleoptera; Tenebrionidae
Gene: Nup58
Product: Nucleoporin 58kD
Exons: 5
Coding region: 139-1968 (609 amino acids)
Biological process (GO): nucleocytoplasmic transport
Cellular component (GO): nuclear pore
Molecular function (GO): structural constituent of nuclear pore
Source: RefSeq, a predicted model, not a curated record